This is a messenger RNA of Phodopus roborovskii (desert hamster), 3556 nucleotides long. RefSeq names its product polypeptide N-acetylgalactosaminyltransferase 6 (gene Galnt6). The transcript is spliced from 11 exons. Lineage: Eukaryota; Metazoa; Chordata; Mammalia; Rodentia; Cricetidae. Gene Ontology annotation, cellular component: Golgi apparatus. The record is from RefSeq and is a predicted model, not a curated record. Bases 241 to 2109 code for a protein of 622 amino acids.
GAUGCUCCAGAGAGCUUCCGUUUAACCCAGAGUCUCUUUCUCCAGAGAAAAUAAAGGGAACAAAGGUGUCUGCCUCUUCAAGGGACCACAGGAAGUGGCUGGAUGAGGGUGCUGGAGUGACGGGUGACCCCAGGAGGCCUUCCUGGAGGAGGCUGAGAUAGAUCCCAGGCGUGGCCACCCUGGCAUAUCAAGCUAUUUCCAAAGCGAGGUCCAAGACUUGGUGCUGACCCAGUCAGGAAGAUGAGGCUCCUUCGCAGACGUCACAUGCCCCUGCGUCUAGCCAUGCUGGGCAGUGCCUUCAUGCUCUUCCUCUUCAUCCGGCAAAAGGACGUAAACAAAAGGGAGCAGACCAUGGAGAAACAGUGGCUGAAGUCCCUGGUGGGUCAGAAGGACCAUGUCCUGGGCCUCAUGCUAGGUGCCGUAAACAACAUUAGAGAUGUCAUGCCCAAACUGCAAAUCAGGGCUCCGGAACCCCAGCAGACUCUGGUCUCCACAAACCGUUCCUGCCUUCCGGGGUUCUAUACCCCUGCUGAGUUGAAGCCCUUCUGGGAACGACCACCUCAGGACCCCAGCAGCCCAGGAGCAGAUGGAAAAGCAUUUCAAAAGAAAGAAUGGACCCCUCUAGAGACCCAGGAAAAGGAUGAGGGCUAUAAGAAACACUGCUUCAAUGCCUUUGCCAGUGACCGCAUCUCUUUGCAGAGGUCCCUGGGGCCAGACACCAGACCCCCUGAGUGUGUUGACCAGAGGUUCCGGCGUUGUCCCCCACUGCCCACCACUAGCGUGAUCAUUGUGUUCCACAAUGAAGCCUGGUCCACUCUGCUGCGCACAGUAUACAGUGUCCUGCACACCAGCCCUGCCAUCUUGCUCAAGGAGAUCAUCCUAGUGGAUGAUGCCAGCACAGAGGAAUACCUGAAGGAGCGGCUGGAGCAAUACGUACAACAGUUGCAGAUCGUGAAGGUGGUGCGGCAGCAGGAGCGGAAGGGGCUCAUUACAGCCCGGCUGCUGGGGGCGAGUGUGGCGCAGGCCGAGGUGCUCACGUUCCUGGACGCCCACUGUGAGUGCUUCCAUGGCUGGCUGGAGCCCCUCCUGGCUCGAAUUGCUGAGGAUAAGACAGUGGUGGUGAGCCCAGACAUUGUCACCAUCGACCUUAACACUUUCCAGUUCUCCAAACCUGUACAGAAAGGCAAAGCCCACAGCCGAGGCAACUUCGACUGGAGCCUGACCUUUGGCUGGGAGUUGCUCCCUGCACAUGAGAAGCAGAGACGCAAGGAUGAGACCUACCCCAUCAAAUCCCCCACGUUUGCCGGUGGCCUCUUCUCCAUCUCCAAGGCCUACUUUGAGCACAUUGGUACCUAUGAUGAUCAGAUGGAGAUCUGGGGAGGGGAGAAUGUGGAAAUGUCCUUCCGGGUAUGGCAGUGUGGAGGCCAGAUGGAGAUCAUCCCCUGCUCCGUGGUAGGCCAUGUGUUCCGAACCAAGAGUCCCCACACCUUCCCCAAGGGCACCAGUGUCAUUGCACGCAAUCAGGUGCGCCUGGCUGAGGUCUGGAUGGAUAGCUACAAGAAGAUCUUCUAUAGGAGAAACCUGCAGGCAGCGAAGAUGGUCCAGGAGAAUAGUUUCGGUGACAUUUCGGAGCGACUGCAACUGAGGGAACAGCUACACUGCCACAAUUUUUCCUGGUAUCUGCACAAUGUCUACCCAGAGAUGUUUGUCCCUGACCUGAACCCCACCUUCUAUGGAGCCAUUAAGAAUCUCGGUACCAAUCAGUGUUUGGAUGUGGGCGAGAACAACCGCGGAGGGAAGCCCCUCAUCAUGUAUGUCUGCCACAACCUUGGCGGCAAUCAGUACUUUGAGUACACAUCUCAGCGGGACCUUCGUCACAACAUUGGGAAGCAGCUGUGUCUACACGCCAGCGCUGGCACACUGGGCCUUAGGAGCUGUCAGUUCACCGGCAAAAAUAGCAAAGUGCCCAAGGACGAGGAAUGGGAGGUGACUCAGGAUCAACUCAUCAGGAACUCAGGGUCAGGCACCUGCCUGAUAUCCCAGGACAAAAAGCCAGCCAUGGCCCCCUGUAACCCCAGUGACCCCCACCAGCUCUGGCUGUUUGUCUAGUCCUGGGAUCAUCCCCACUGCAAGUCUAACAAGCCCCUCAGGAAGUGGGGUCGCCGAGCAUCUGGCAGUCUUCUCCCCCAGCUCCUCUGGAGGCCUGAGACUUGGGUUUCUAAACCCAGUGGCCAUCAAGGUGGGAUCUUCUUAAUUCUUGCAACAACACUGGUUCCAUUUUCUUCCUCCAUGCCAGUGGAAGAGACCAGGAGGUCACAUACUACUUGGCCCAAGACUUUCCUCAUCUCCUAGAGACAGUGGCCUCCAAAGCCGACUGAAAAUAUGUCCUACAGAGGGGCUGGAAGCACAGAGACCCUUCCUGGUUAGCACACCCUAGCGCCAAACCAUUCUGACUUAUACAGAGUGCCUUUACCCUAUAGCGUUGUGCAAUUAUCUAUGGAAGAGACAGGAAAGGAAACCCCAUUGUACCAAUAAGAAAGUUGUGGCUGAGCUGGGAUACAGUUUGGAGAAAAGGCUUGGGUUUGACUCCCUAACACUGCAAAAGACAGAAAAGGGAGAGGCCAGGGGAGGAAAUCAGACGCAGAGAGUACAUACAGCAGGCAGGUGGCUCAAGCUGCAGCUGAUCCAGGGCUCCUUCCAGCACACAAGAACACUAGACCAUGUGCUGCCAGCCUUGCUGUUUCUUGACCCCUCUCUGACCAUAUUGGCUGGCUGGCUUCCAUAUAGCUAGCUAGCAAGAAAGGAGACCACAUUGAGAAUCCUGGGUUGUUACUGUUGAAGGAAGUUCACUGGCUGAGAUGCAAAUGAGUCUCAACACAUAAGGCCUUGGCCCCUUUGUUAUAACCCAUAUAUAAGGAGAUAUAAAGCAAAGCAGGAACUAGGCAUGAAGGUGCAGGCUUACAGGCUCGGUAUUUAGAGACUAAAACAUGUUUAAGGCCAGUCUGGACUUUAGAGUUCAACCCUGUCUUGAAAGCAAUAAAAAAAUAGCAUGGGGAAUAUGCGGGCAAUGCCUCGCAGCCCCUAAAUUAGGGUAGACCAAUUUUUUAAUUUAUUUUUCAGCAAAAGCUAAAUAGGUGUUUUGUCCAAGGUCGCCUGGCAAGAUGUUUGGCAGCUCUGAGGCUAAACCUCAGAUAAGGCUAAUCAGUCCUAGAAAGUCUGAAGGUUCAGGAACAGUGUGCAGAUGACUAAAGAACUAACACCAUCAACUGUCCUUGCACAAGUUCCUUGUAUGGGGCCGACCUGAGGAUCCAACCCUUCUGCCAUCCACUGUUGUUCUGCCUGGAAGAAAACUGCAGUGGCACGCUGUUACCACAUGAGGGCGCCAUGGGAUCACAGCUUCCUCCUGCUCCAUGCAACUAACUGCACAUUGCAGGAAGUCUCCCAUGUCCCCAGGGAGACGGUCAGGGGUGGUUUAGCCAAAGGGGAGGAAACUGGCCAAGCUGUGACCCAGGAUGGGGGAAGGGAAGAGAGACCGACAUGGGGACCCGGUAGAAAU